Messenger RNA from Ornithodoros turicata, 2490 nucleotides. It is a transcript of the gene Pka-R1, whose product is annotated as cAMP-dependent protein kinase regulatory subunit-like. Gene Ontology annotation, biological process: regulation of protein phosphorylation. NCBI's taxonomy places the organism in Eukaryota, Metazoa, Arthropoda, Arachnida, Ixodida, Argasidae. The coding region runs from base 21 to 1157 and encodes 378 amino acids. Gene Ontology annotation, cellular component: cAMP-dependent protein kinase complex. The transcript has 11 exons. Gene Ontology annotation, molecular function: cAMP-dependent protein kinase regulator activity. The record is from RefSeq and is a predicted model, not a curated record.
UGAACGAGGAAGUAGAGAAAAUGGCGUCUACGCAGGAAGAGGAACAGAGUCUCAGAGAAUGCGAACUUUACGUUCAAAAGCACAAUAUUCAGAAGCUAUUGAAGGAUUGCAUAGUGCAGCUAUGCGUCAGCCGACCGGACAACCCAGUCUCGUUUCUUCGGGACUACUUCGCCCGCCUCGAAAAGGAAGCUGCCAUGAAAGCGAAACAGCAGCAGCUGGCACCAAUGGCAGCCACACCUCCGGGAGAGGAGAAAGAGGACGAACUGUCACCCUUGCCCGUUCCGCCGCAGAGGAACCGGCGUGGAGCAGUCAGUGCAGAGACCUACUCGGAGGAAGAUGCCACUUCCUAUGUCAAGAAGAUGGUCCCGAAAGAUUACAAGACAAUGGCAGCACUAUCCAAGGCCAUCGAAAAAAAUGUGCUCUUCUCACACUUAGACGACAAUGAAAGAAGCGACAUCUUUGACGCCAUGUUUCCUGUGCUUCACCGAGCGGCUGAAGUUAUCAUCCAACAGGGUGACGAAGGCGACAACUUCUAUGUGAUCGAUCAGGGUGAAGUAGAUGUUUACGUCAAUGGACAGCUCGUGACGACGAUUGGAGAUAAUGGCAGCUUUGGAGAGCUGGCGCUCAUCUAUGGGACUCCCCGCGCCGCAACAGUUAAGGCCAAGACAGAUGUCAAGCUGUGGGCAAUUGAUCGGGAUACUUACAGACGGAUUCUUAUGGGCAGCACCAUCCGCAAGAGGAAAAUGUAUGAAGAAUUUCUCAGCAAGGUCUCAAUCCUUGAGAGCCUGGAUAAGUGGGAGCGGUUGACCGUGGCGGAUGCGCUUGAACCGGUCACCUUCAACGACGGUGAUGUCAUAGUGGAACAGGGGAUGCCCGGAGACGACUUCUUCAUCAUCGAGGAGGGUGCAGCGUCCGUGUUGCAGCGACGCUCGGAAGGAGAACCACAAGAGGAGGUCGGAAGGCUGGGACCCUCGGAUUACUUUGGUGAGAUAGCACUGCUGCUGGACCGUCCGCGAGCGGCAACAGUGGUGUCGCGAGGUCCCCUCAAGUGUGUCAAGCUGGACCGGUCACGCUUUGAGCGUGUCCUGGGACCGUGUGCGGAGAUUCUCAAGCGCAACAUGACCCACUACAACAGCCUCAUCUCUCUCUCCGUCUAGAUGUUCUCCUCUUCCUGCGUUUCCCCGUCUGCUCUGGCCGGCCGAGUCGUCAUACGGCACGGUGGCGCCCUCGUGCCUUUCAUCACCAGAUUCUUCGAGAGAAGUUCUCCCACAGUUGGGAGACGAAGAGACGCUAAGGGUCGUGUGGAUCUCUCGACCGGCCAGAGCAGGACGACCAGUGUAUAUGGGUUAUGUCUCGUCUGUCAGUUUGUACAUACCUUUCAGGAGCCGCCCUCUGUUCCCAGAAAAAAUGAGUUCCUUUCUUUUCUUUUUUCUUUUUUUUUUUUGGCAAAGGUGUUUCUCGCUAUUUCUUUUCAUUUCCCCAGCAUGUUUUCUUGAAACCCCCCGAGCGAUGUAGUCGUCCCGUCACUGUGUAGCAUUUGUCUCGGCAAGUGGAGAUGUCCUGCCGACAGGAAAAGAAACUGAGCUCAAAACCAAACGCCUUUUGUCAAAAAAAUCUUGCCCUCUAGCUCUUUGUAGGUUCCUCUAGUCAUAAAAGGAAGAGAAUUGCAGCGUAAAAUGGGCCGGGCACAAGGACCAGGUGGUGUCUACUUUCGUUUCCCGCUCGUCGUCAUAAUUACUUCGAUACGUGCCUGCCCGUCUUUCCACAACUUACUGGUCAGCUUAAAGGCCAACUUGUCACGCUUUUGCUAGGCACUGCUCUGGAAGAUAUUUGCGUAUUAAGCGUUUUCCUUCGCCUUCGGUUUUAUGUAAUCAUAUUGCAAACUGCAAUCGCGGCCUGCGUUCCGUCGAUUGAAGCAAGGGCCGCACGGGGGUGCAGGAUACGAAAUUGUCGUUCGCUGACGGACACGAAGAGCACACUUCGUUCCCGCUCGUAGUAGCCAAGUUUGUGUACGCGCAGUUUUAGCUUCCAGCAUUAGUAAAUGCAUCAUUGUUAAUUGGCGAGCAGAUUGCUCUCUGCACAGGGUCGCAAUUAAUCUCUGCCAGUAGGAGAGAGAGAGAGGUUGUAGCACGGCGUUAACGAAGCACCAUUUCGGGUUUUAUGUUUGUGUGUGCCGUACGAAGCUGUAGCCGCCAUUGUUGGUGCCCCAUAGUUGCGAGUUUGUAACGUCUUUUGUACGUCGUGGUGCGAAGAAGGCGGAGAAGAAAACUUUGCGUAUUGUAGCACUUCGAGGUGAGAAAAGGAAAAGAAAGAAUCCCCCUCCUCGACUUGGUACCGUCAUCCCCCCAUUGGGCAGGUUUUAUGGGUUUACGGUGUCAUUCCCCUCCCCCUUAGCCAAAGUGGAGAAAUGCUAGGGGUAUUUGUAUGCCUUUAUGUUCUGUUGUUGUCAAUAGACUGCAAAAAUCGCAUUAAUAAAAGGGUUUAAAUGUA